AAAGGCAAUCUCUGGUUUGAGGGUCUUCAAGGCCGAAACAUGAGUCUUGCAUGUCUGGUGUGUCAUAGUGUGGAAAGUCCGUCUCACUCUUUUAGGAGUUACUCUGUUUCAAGUUCAGAUAACGAGGGAAGAUGUUCAGCCAUUGCUAACUGCUUGGCCCGAAAGUCAUCUCUUCCAGCUGGGAGACCAACUAUACCAUCAACCUCCAAAGUGACCCCACAACCAAAUUUUCAGAACAGCGUUGGAAUGGCAGGCCCCCCACGGCUGGUGCGUAGUCGUGCUGUGAGGAGGGAUCUUGUGAGAGACUGGAAUUUUGACGAGGUUGUGAUGGAGCGCUAGUUUGUUUAGUGUGAGGUAGGAGAGUGUCGGGCACUCUCCUCUUUGGGAUAGCGUUAGAACCUUAAUCCUUUGCCUCUCUAUUUUGUAAUAGUUUGCUGUGGGUGCAACUGAACUUUUCUGCUAGAAGAGCAUGUGUAUCAAUCUGAGUAAUAUUGAAUGUGCAAAACAUUUAACAUU
Theobroma cacao (cacao) is the source of this 516-nucleotide messenger RNA. RefSeq names its product PyrD. Lineage: Eukaryota; Viridiplantae; Streptophyta; Magnoliopsida; Malvales; Malvaceae. The record is from RefSeq and is a predicted model, not a curated record.